AUGAGCAUCCCCAAGAAAGUUGAAACUUGGGCGGUGACUUCAAUGACAACUUCAUCUAGAAGAAGCAAGAGAUCUGAACCUGCAUCAUCAGCUGAGCCUAUAGAGUUCAGCAAAGAUCAGUACUCCAUCCUCAUGGAGAUCAAAGAUCAAUAUGAGCUUAAGGCACCAGCAGAAAUGAAGACGGCUUACAAGAACAGAGAUAAAAGCAAGUACUGUCAUGUCCACAAAGAUUGUGGUCAUGAGACAAACAAGUGUAAGCAUCUGAAAAGAGCGUUGGAGGGCUUAGCUUGCAAGGGUAAAAUGAACUCCUAUUUAUCUCAGGCAAGUAGAAAAUUCCAGAAAAAAGACAAUCGUCAAGGGAGAAGAAAAGAUGAUGAAAGCACUGACGAAGAUGUAGUGCUAGUGAUUUCUGGAGGAUUUGCAUCAGGAGGUCCUACAAAUCGCGGCCACAAGAAUUAUUUGCGGGAACUCAGCCAGGUAAUGCUUACCAACCAAGCAGAGUCUGAUCCUUUCCCAAAAAUUGUGGUCAGCGAGCAGGAUCGUGGGAAGAUAAGAACGCGUCAUGAUGACCCACUGAUGGUAGAGAUGAAAAUUGCAAAUCUCAGGGUAAGACGAAUCCUGAUUGAUACAGGGAGUUCUACCAAUAUCAUCAGUGCGGAUUGUCUGUCAAGGUUGAAGUUUGAUGAAGAUAAUUUAGUACCAGUCAAUCAUCCUAUUAUUGGAUUCGGAGGAGGAGUCAUUCAUCCCAUGGGGACAGUCACUCUACCCGUCAGGGUAAGAGAUAAAGAGGUCGCUCGAACGCUCUUUGUGAAAUUCUUGGUGGUACGAGAUUUGACAGCUUUUAAUGUCAUCCUCGGACGACCCACCUUGAACCACAUCAAGGCUGUCAUAGUGACUCAUCUGAUGCUGAUGAAAUUCGAGUGUGAUGGAGGGAAAAUUGGAUCCUUAUAUGGAGAUCAGCAAGCAGCAAGGGAAUGCUACCUUACCACUCUAAAACCAUCAUCAUGGAAAGGCGAAAAGUCAGAGCGGCGAACGGCCAUGGAGGAUGAGCCAACCGAGAAAUUAAAAGGCCAGAUAAGCUAG
This is a messenger RNA of Beta vulgaris subsp. vulgaris (sugar beet), 1083 nucleotides long. RefSeq lists its product as uncharacterized. The record is from RefSeq and is a predicted model, not a curated record. NCBI's taxonomy places the organism in Eukaryota, Viridiplantae, Streptophyta, Magnoliopsida, Caryophyllales, Amaranthaceae. Bases 1 to 1083 code for a protein of 360 amino acids. The transcript has a single exon.